GUUCGAGUAUGGAGCUCAAAACAGCUGAAGGUGACUGUUGUGGAGGAUGAGGAGAAGCUGCAGGAGCUAGAACAUUUCAGUGUCUGGGGUCUGGUGCAGUACCUAAUGCAUGAGCAGACCAAUGAAACCACCCUCAGCAUCAGCCUGUUCAGCCCGAAGACCUGCUUCAAGAUCAAACCCGUCGACCCUGCAGCAAUAUACACUGUAAAGCCCACACGAAGUAAGUAAAGGAAAAUGUAAAAAUAUAUAUACAUACACAUAUACACACAUACACACACACACAUACAUACAUACAUACAUAUACACAUACAUAUCCUUAAAAAAAAAAUAUAUAUAUAUAUAUCCCCUUUAUUACUUUCCAACCCUGCCACCCUUUCCCCACUUGGAGUAAACUAGUGAACAACAACGCCUAGGCCUCUACUUCCAGCCCAUACCCACUAUCUACAUUUUAUGGACACAGUCAAUUUUACAGUAAUUACAUUUUGUUUGUUCUUUCUCCUGAACUUCCUUUGUUAGUUACAUGCCUAUUACCCAUUCAUUUUUAUGUGGAAUCUUUGCUGUCUGUGCUUCAGACAGUAUGGCGAACGGAGGGGAUGGCUGCCGUUUUACGGGCUCCUAAUCAAUUGUGCUAUUUUGUGUUUUUUCACAUUGUUUGUUGUAACUUAUUUUGUACAUAAUGUUGACGCUACCGUCUCUUAUGACCGAAAAGAGCUUCUGGAUAUCAGAACAGCGACUACUCACCUCGAACUGGACUAAGAUUUUUUUAUUUAAUGAGUGCUGUGAAGGAUAUAAUGUUGCUCCGAGACAAGGCCCAAAUCCCCGUCAUUCGCAUGAAGAAAACAAGGAAAUACAGGGGGGUGGAGAGCAGGGUGCCUUGUGAGAAUUCGUCAGCGAGUGGGUAACAGCCUCUACCAUUCUUUCUAUUGGCCAACGUGCAUUCACUGGAGAACAAACUGGAUGAGCUCCGUUCGAGACUAUCCUAACAAUGGGACAUUAAAAAAUGGUAAUGUCUUAUGUUUCACCGAGUCGUGGCUGUACGAUGACACGGAUAAUAUACAGUUGGGAGGGUUUUCUGUGCAUCGGCAGGACAGAACAGCUACGUCCGGUAAGACGAGGGGUGGGGGUGUGUCUAUUUAUCAAUAACAGCUGGUGCGCGAUGUCUAAUAUUAAGAUAGUCUCGAGGUUGCUCAUGAUAAGCUGUAGACCACACUAUCUACCAAGAGAGUAUAUCUAUAUUUUUCGUAGCCAUCUAUUUACCACCACAAACUGACGCUGGCACUAAGACCGCACUCAACAAGCUGUAUAAGGCCAUAAGCAAACAAGAAAAUGCUCAUCCAGAAGUGGCGCACCUAGUGGCCGGGGACUUUAAUGCAGGCAAACUUAAAUCCGUUUGACCUAAUUUCUACCAGCAUGUCACAUGUGCAACCAGAGGAGAGAGAAAAACAAGACCACCUUUACUCCACACACUGAGACGUGUACAAAGCUCUCCCUCGCCCUCCAUUUGGAAAAUCUGACUAUAAUUUUAUCCUUCUGAUUCCUGCUUACAAGCAAAAACUAAAGCAGGAAGUACCAGUGACUCGCUCAAUAUGGAAGUGGUCAGAUGACGCGGAUGCUACGCUACAGGACUGUUUUGCUAGCACAGUCUGGAAUAUGUUCCGGGAUUCAUCCAAUGGCAUUGAGGAGUAUACCACCUCAGUCACCGGCUUCAUCAAUAAGUACAUCGACGACGUUCUCCCCACAGUGACUGUACGUACAUAUCCCAACCAGAAGCCAUGGAUUACAGGCAACAUCCCACCAAGCUUUUAUUUAUUUUAUUAUUAUUUAACUAGGCAAGUCGGUUAAGAACAAAUUCUUAUUUACAAUGACGGCCUACCAAAAGGCCUCCUGCGGGGACGGGGCCUGGGAUAAAAAAUAUAGGACAAAACACGCAUCACGACAAGAGAGACACCUCAACACUACCUAAAGAGACCUAAGACAACAACAUAGCAUGGCAGCAACACAUGACAACACAGCAUGGUAGCAACACAACAUGGUAGCAGCACAAAACAUGGUACAAACGUUAUUGGGCACAGACAACAGCACAAAGGCAAGAAGGUAGACACAACUGUCAGUAAGAGUGUCUUGAGUCUUUGAAUGAAGAGAUGGCUAGAGCUAAAGGCUAGAGCUGCUGCUUUCAAGGAGCGGGACACUAAUCCGGACAUCUAUAAGAAAUUCUGCUAUGCACUCAGACGAACCAUCAAACAGGCAAAGCGUCAAUACAGGACUAAGAUGGAAUCCUACUACAUCGGCUCUGACACUUGUCGGAUGUGGCAGGGCUUGCAAACUAUUAUGGACUACAAAGGGAAACCCAGCCGCGAACUGCACAGUGACGCGAGCCUACCAGACGGGCUAAAUGCCUUUUAUGCUCGCUUCGAGGCAAGCAACACUGAAGCAUGCAUGAGAGCACCAGCUAUUCCGGAUGAUUGUGUGAUCACGCUCUCCGUAGCCGAUGUGAGCAAGACCUUUAAACAGGUCAACAUUCACAAGGCCGUGGGGCAAGGUGGAUUACCAGGACGUGUACUCAGAGCAUGCGCGGACAAUCUGGCAAGUGUCUUCACUGACAUUUUCAAUCUCUCCCUGACCGAGUCUGUAAUACCUACAUGUUCCAAGCAGACCACCAUAAUCCCUGUGCCCAAGAAAAUGAAGGUCACCUGCCUAAAGGACUACCGCCCCGUAGCACUCACGUCGGUAGCCAUGAAGUGCUUUGAAAGGCUGGUCGUGGCUCACAUCUACACCAUCAUCCCAGAAACCCUAGACCCACUCCAAUUAGCAUACCGCCCCAAGAAAUCCACAGAUGACGCAAUCUCAAUUGCACUCCACACUGCCCUAUCCCACCUGGACAAAAGGAACACCUAUGUGAGAACCCCCGCACAUUGACUCGGUACCGGUACCCCCUGUAUAUAGCCUCAUUAUUGUUGUUUUAUUGUAACCUUUUUUUAUUUUACUUUAGUUUAUUUAGUCAAUAUUUUCUUAACCAACAAUGCAGUUUUAAGAAAAUAGGGUUAAGGGCUUGUAAGUAAGCAUUUCAAGGUAAGGUCCCUCCUUUUACGCUGCUGCUACUCUCUGUUCAUAAUCUAUGCAUAGUCACUUUAAUAACUCUACCUACAUGUACAUAUUACCUAAAUUACCUCGACUAACUGGUGCCCCCGCACAUUGACUCUGUGCCGGUACCCCCUGUAUAUAGUCUCGCUAUAGUUAUUUUACUAUUGUUAUUUUACUGCUGCUCUUUAAUUAUUAGUAACUAUUUUUUUUUUUUUAGGGUAUUCUUUCUUAAAACUACAUUGUUGGUUAAGGGCUUGUAAGUAAGCAUUUCACAGUAAGGUCUACACCUGUUGUAUUCGGUGCAUGUGACAAAUAAAAUUUGAUUUGAUUUCACUCCCACAGAGUUUGACAUUUUCCUGUUUGUGACAUUUCUGGCUGGAGUGCUGUUGUUCAUCUUUGCAGACUCACUCAGCAGGUAACUAAAUUGAUUGUGUUCACAUUUUACCCUCUCUAUUUAAAUGACAUGGUCCAGAUAAUAUCACCCAUGUUUUUUUGUUGCUAUCUAACAGGAGUCAGGUAUUCUAUUACUCUGCUGGCAUGAGCACAGGUAUGAUUGCCUCCCUCAUCAUCCUCAUCUUCAUCAUGGCACGCUUUUUGCCCAAGGUAAGAAGUCAACACUUCUAUAUCAAGGCCUCAUAGCUAAUCACACCCACUACUAACAGUUUGAUUUGAACAAAGCAAUAACAAGUCAUUGUACCCUGAUAGUUAAUGUUUUGGUGACCUUUCUGAUUUCUAUAAUGUGUGUGUGAGAGUCAUACAAAUAUGUUUAGAUUUCACACCCCAUAUCUUCAUUUUCUUUUCUCAGAAAAGCCCAUUUUAUGUGGUGAUAGUUGGUGGCUGGUCCUUCUCUGUUUACGUCAUCCAGCUUGUGUUCAGGAACCUGCAGCUGAUUCUGAGAGAGCACUGGCACGUGGCUUUUGGUAAAUAUUGAUUGUAAUAAACACUAUCACAACAAACUCUGGGAACUACAUUGUCAAACUUUUAAUAUCUGUUAUUAGUUCACAACCAUUGCUCCAUGUUUGUAAUAUGAACAGUUACAUUAACUGUUUGUCUGUGUACCUUAGGUUAUGCUGCAGUGGUCGGGUUUAUCAGUUUUGCUGUGUGCUAUCGUCAUGGCCCUCUUGUGGAGGAGAGGAGUAUCAAUAUCCUGUCCUGGACGCUGCAGUUGUUUGGCCUGCUGCUGAUCUACGCUGGGAUCCAGGUUCAGCAAGUGGCGUUGGCCACCAUCGUUGCUGCAUUCUGCUCUAAGAACCUGGAGUACCCUGUUUCAUUGCUCCUUCUUGCUUGGCAGUAGGUGUUAAUUUGUAGUACCACUCUCAAGGAAACGUGAACAUUUCUGUAUUGGUGUCAAGUGACAUGUUGUCUGCUGUUGUAAUAGUGUACAAACAUAUUGUGCAGUAAAGUCAAGCCAACUCUACGCUGGAAGCCAGAGCCUCGUCGGCUGCUGACUGAAGAAGAGUUCCAGAAACAGGGGGAGGAGGAGACACAACGUGCCCUGGAGGAGCUCAGAAAGCACUGCAGCAGUCCAGACUUCAGCACCUGGAAGACAGUCUCUCGACUUCAGUCCCCAAAAAGGUGACAAGACAGUUGCAUUGAAAUACCCACUAAUGAUGUUCAUUCUGCUUUUAAUUAUCUGGUAUCAAACCUUGGUUGUCUGUACUAUAAACAAAGUCAAAUGUACGUACAUUGGCUACUGCUGGAUCGAAAAGCUAGCUUCUGUUCUGGGGGUGGCGGUUGUCUUUUUAGGUUAAGUAGUCACAACUGUGUCUCUUUCCCAUUCAUUGUUUUAACUAAAGGUAUGGUCAGUGUGGUACUGAGGCUUGGAAUAAAGAUAUAAUGCUCUGUCUGAUUCACAGGUUUGCAGAUUUUGUGGAGGGCUCACCUCACCUGAUAUCAAAUGAGGUUUCUGUGCACGCGCAGGAAUAUGGAUCCUUCUUUGAGGAUGAUUUCUUUGACACGGAUGAGGACAAUGAUGAGGAGAAUAUGGUCAACGGCUUGAAAAAAGGAGACCUUGGAUGGAAUGACAGAGACUUGUGA
Molecule: messenger RNA, 5118 nt
Organism: Coregonus sp. 'balchen'
Lineage: Eukaryota; Metazoa; Chordata; Actinopteri; Salmoniformes; Salmonidae
Source: the annotation of a GenBank genome assembly